This is a messenger RNA of Symbiodinium necroappetens, 405 nucleotides long. The record is from the annotation of a GenBank genome assembly. NCBI's taxonomy places the organism in Eukaryota, Dinophyceae, Suessiales, Symbiodiniaceae.
GUUCUCGUGCGGAGCUUCUGGGCUGCCAUCGACUACCUGCGGGCGCGCGUGGCGCCAGGGAUUGCGGCUGUUCUGGAGAACUGCUGCCAUCUCUUCAGUUUGUGGUGGAUGCAGGAGGGCGUCGGCGACUUCCUGCAAAGCGGCUACCUCACUGCGCAGCAGGCCGGGCUUCUUCGCUCGGCGGUGCGGCGGCUGCUGCCGGUGCUCCGUGUUGACGCGAUACCUUUGGUCGAUGCUUGGGGCCACUCCGAUCACUCCCUGAACUCGGCACUCGGCCGGCGCGACGGCCGCGUGUACGAGGCUCUGUGGGAGUCAGCACAGGCCAAGAUGAACCCCAUGAACACGGAGGAGGUCACGCCGGCCUUCCGAGAGUCCAUCUAUCCCUGGAGACGGAGCAGAUUGUGA